Messenger RNA from Mytilinidion resinicola, 1027 nucleotides. RefSeq lists its product as uncharacterized. NCBI's taxonomy places the organism in Eukaryota, Fungi, Ascomycota, Dothideomycetes, Mytilinidiales, Mytilinidiaceae. The transcript has a single exon. The record is from RefSeq and is a predicted model, not a curated record. Bases 66 to 596 code for a protein of 176 amino acids.
AUACUCAGUAUACGACUAGCAGUCCUCGAAGAGUCUUCCGACUCUAUCGGAACCCAACAGUUACGAUGAACCCACUAGAGCGAAUCGAGGAUUUUGUUAGACCACACUGUUCACACUGCUGGUUCACCCCUUCGCCCAUAGACAAGCCCGCAAAUGUGUCAACUUGCCAAGGAAUGCUCGCAUCUUCCCUCAAGAGAAACCUCCCAUCAGCAAUAUAUCGGCCACUAGUCCCACAGCUCGAGGAAUUUCGGCUGUUGAAUUUACACCCAUCUCCAGUCUUCUCUGCGCCCAUCCAAUGUAGCCUCAACCAUACGGCCUUCGCAAACCACCCGCCAUACGAGGCUCUUUCUUACGUCUGGGGUAAUCCAAACAGCACAGCUCGUAUCACUGUCAAUGGAAUGGGCCACGAUGUCACCGUCAAUCUAGCAGACGCAUUGCGCCAUCUCCGGAAGCCAGCACUGCCUUGUAUCUUGUGGGUAGAUGCCUUGUGUAUAUAUUCCUAUCGAACCGCAAUUAAACACCUCAUAACCUUGAGGUUCGAUCCUCAGUUUUUUGAGGGUUUUCAUUAUACGGAUUUGGCUAGUGUGAUCGGGUAAUAUAUUCUUUGUGUUCUUAAAUCUGAAAUCUAUCACUACGCUUUCUAUUUUCGCGUUGCCUUUCCUUUCCUUCCUGGAAUGGCUGCGCAUCCUUGCGUUUCCGCCGAUAAGGGGGCGGCGCAGCACAAGAUGCGAGCAGAUUGGAUGUUUGCGAUCUCGGACCUUGGUUUUUAUUGCAUGGUACCGCACACGUCUGAGCCAGGAGAGUUGAUUGCUGUGCUGCAUGGGGGAAAAGUUCCAAUGGUGAUACGACCAGUCGUAGACUGUGAUGGGAAAUCAUGUUAUGUAGUUGUCGGUCCGGCUUAUGUGCAUGGAUUCAUGGACGGACAGGCGGCGCUUUGGGCAGAUGUUGGAAAGGUCAAUGUAAUGAAUUUUGUGUUGACCUGAGGUCGAAAAGCGUUGAAAAUAUAAAACCUCGUUUUGCAAACUGG